AUGAGCCAGUUGGUGCGCGUCUUGCGCGCGUGCGAAGAAACGCAGCAGCAGAGCACGAGGUUCUCAAAAACAAAACAAGUUGUGCCGCCAGGGUUCCAACUUUUUCUGGGGUAUGGUAUGGACUAUGGGCGGCUUGUGGACGCCGCGACGGCGGCGAUGGCGAAUCUGGAGCCUGCAAGUGACGAGGCCGAUGCACCUCUCGACGCGGCUGGCUGGCAGCGGCUCGCCGAUGACGAGCUCCGCUAUUUGCUCGGCGUCACUUGUUUCCCGGCGCUGCUGGCGCUCAAGGCGACGUGCAGGGCGCUGUCGGCGCUCGUCCGGGCUGAUCUUUGCGAGAGCAAGCGAUGGUCUGCGGCACGCUGCUUCACGCUCGCACGGCCCGACGAGCGGCUGCACGACAUCCGCACCAACGACCCUCCCAGGAUGGCCCGCCUUGUCGCGGCCGAUGACGUUGACACGGUUGAGGCGCUGCUCCAUUUUUAUUGGCGUGACGGAGCCCCGAGGGCCUCUUUCCGACUGGUUCAGGAUGCGGCGGGCGGCGCCCCUCCUGCUCUGCACCACUCUCUUCUCGACGCCGCGUCGGCCCUCCGCCGGACCCACCUCGGAGCCAACGACAAUCUGCUUCCCUCGCGCCCGUGCCGGGAAGCCGCACUCGCUCCCGGGGCGGUGCAGCCGAACGGCUGCGGCUCACGGCCGCUACACUUCGCCCACAGCUCCGCCAUGGUUGCUCUGCUCGUCGAGCACCGCGCCGACGUCAACGCCACCCGCCUCAACGGGUGCACGCCUCUCAUGGACGCUUGCCGCGCGGGCGAGGCUGCCGUGGUGCGCACCCUGUGCGAGAGCGGCGCAAACACCAACGCGACCGCGGACCCGAACCAACGGUGGCGCUGGGCGUUGGGCAACGAGGAGGAGCAGCGGGUGUGGGGCUGGAGCGCCAAUCCCACCGGCGUCGACAAGGCACACCGGAGCGUCGAUGACUUUGUCGCGUGUUCGCGCGCGCUCGGGGAGUGGGGCUCGCGCGGGGGUUACAUCACGCGCGAAGAGAUCUUUGGCGCGAUCGUGAACGAGGUCGACGUGCCGUCCGAGUACGUGGUCGCGUUCCACUAG
Molecule: messenger RNA, 1107 nt
Organism: Emiliania huxleyi CCMP1516
Lineage: Eukaryota; Haptophyta; Isochrysidales; Noelaerhabdaceae
Exons: 3
Coding region: 1-1107 (368 amino acids)
Molecular function (GO): protein binding
Source: RefSeq, a predicted model, not a curated record